AUGAGAUUUCAAUCUAAAUCUUAAAAGUAAAAUUCUGAGGAUAAAUAAACUUUUAAACAAAAUGAAUUUUCUGAUUUAGAUUCUGAUUUUAAAGAAAAUCGUAAAGUGAAGAGUACUAAACCUAAAAAAAUAAAGAAAUAAUAACCUAAAAGCAAAUCAGGUAAUUGGGGUUCAGGAAGACCAUCUAAAAAUAAAAAAACUAUUGCUGAUAAUCAAUAGAAUUAAUAAUUAACUGAAGAAGCUCUAUAGAAUUUAUGGUUUGGUAGGGAUAUAUCAAUGAAAAUAAUUAUCUAUUUAUGUAAAAUGGGCAAUAUGAUAUUUAAAGUUGUUACCGGUAUACCUGCAUCAAAAAUUAAAAAAGGUUUUAUGAAAGUUGACUCAUAUACACAUUAAGAUAAGAAAAAAUAUUCAAAUUAAUUAAAGAAAGAUCUCAAAGUAAUCAAUUUUGAUUAUUAUAGAAUAAAUACUCUUAAAUUCUUUAAUAUCUAGAUUAUCCUAUUGAAACUACUUAUUUGUUUUUAGGAUAGAAUAACAACUAUAAUAAUAAAUUAUAUUUGAAUAAUAUACCUGAGGAAACUAAAAAUGGCUUAGAAAUAGUCAUGAAAUACUUGUCUCCAAAAUUUAUCGAUACAUAUAAACUUAUUGUAAAAGAAUUCUUUUAAAAUUAAAAAGAUGUUUAUCAAAAUACAUUUAUUGACAAUAUUGUUUAAUAAUUAAUUGAGAACUAUUAAGAUCAUAAAAUGAUUUUCGACAGACAAUUAAUUUUUGAAUUAACAAAAGAUGAUUGCAUUCUGAUAAAUGAAAUUGUAAAAAAAUCAAUUUAUUAUUUCUAAGGAAUCAGAUCCUCUUUAAGCUUAAAUUCAUUUGUAUCAAAAUUCAAGCCUAAGAAAUUUAAAUUUUUUUUCCAACACAUUUAAUGACGAAGUAGAUGAAAUUAAAAAAAAUUCAAACUGGAUUCGAUAAUUUAUUCAAGGAUUUAUUGAAAUAUUGCAAAUUUGCUGUUCAAAAGCUCUAUCUGAAUGAAAAAUUUCAAUUAAUUAUUUU
Paramecium sonneborni is the source of this 1044-nucleotide messenger RNA. The record is from the annotation of a GenBank genome assembly. Lineage: Eukaryota; Ciliophora; Oligohymenophorea; Peniculida; Parameciidae.